GGUAAGGCAGCUCAGACACCUGAAGCUGGUGGGAGCCGAUUGGUUGCAGUUCAGAGGGAGCGAGCUGAUCUCUUUGCCAUUAUGUCGAUGCCAGGAGGCAGGACCACUCAGGUGUUGGUAAUCAUGGCUCCAGACAGUGCUGGCAUCACCCCAGAGAGACAAACCAUGAACUCUGUGAAUCAACCUCAACAGAUCAACCGGAGGGUGGACCGGACAAUGGCGAUAUUCUUGAGAGCAGAGCCUAAGACACUGGGGGCCAUCCAGAUCUUGAUCGGGCUGAUUCACAUGGGAUUUGCAAGUGUCUCUAUAAUUCUUAUAGAAGCACAGACAUCAUACGUCUCUGUCACCACGUACAGCGGGUACCCCUUCUGGGGGGGGUUGAUGUUCCUCAUUUCUGGAUCCCUCUCAGUUGCAGCUGAGCUGCAUCACAGUACCUGUCUGGUGAAAGGCAGCUUAGGAACGAACCUCGUCAGUGCCAUCUUUGCCUCUUGUGGGACAAUUCUGUUGACAGUAGAGCUGAUUAUUAAUGGAAUAUUUUUCUCUUAUAUGGAUCAAGAGCCUCUGUUUAAAGCUGGAAAGGGAAUUGCAGCUACGCUAUUGUUGGUCACUCUUCUGGAGCUCGCCAUUGCAGUCUCAGUUUCUCACUUCGGGUGCCAGGCAACCUGCUGCCGACCUAAGGACGACGUGGUCCUCAUGCCAUAUACUGUGAAUACAAAUUCAAUGGUUUCUUCUACUCCACUGACUCCUCCCCCAUCUUAUGACAACAUGGCUUAUACUAAGAAGGAAGAGCUUUGAAUAGAGGGACUCAGAAGGAAUGAAUACUAAAAACCACACGAAGGGAGGUUCCUUUUUAAGAGUACAAUCCAGACCUGCCCUACCUGAUCAAUUUUCAUUCUAGUCCAUGAGCACAAUUCUACAUUCCAGCUCCCACCAUGUUUGCAAAGGGAACUAUUUUUGUUCUCUUUGCAGCUCUACCCCGUUCAUCAUUUUUAUGUAAUGAAAGAUGAAAUUGACUUUCCAGAAAUAUCUAUCCACCAAAGGCUCAUGCCCUGAUCAAUUUCCUUUCUGGUACCUUCAAUAAAACUUGAAAACAGA
Alligator mississippiensis (American alligator) is the source of this 1095-nucleotide messenger RNA. RefSeq names its product membrane-spanning 4-domains subfamily A member 15. Gene Ontology annotation, biological process: cell surface receptor signaling pathway. The record is from RefSeq and is a predicted model, not a curated record. Lineage: Eukaryota; Metazoa; Chordata; Crocodylia; Alligatoridae. The coding region runs from base 82 to 795 and encodes 237 amino acids. Gene Ontology annotation, cellular component: plasma membrane. The transcript has 7 exons.